Molecule: messenger RNA, 2480 nt
Organism: Toxorhynchites rutilus septentrionalis
Lineage: Eukaryota; Metazoa; Arthropoda; Insecta; Diptera; Culicidae
Gene: Pect
Product: ethanolamine-phosphate cytidylyltransferase
Exons: 7
Coding region: 433-1551 (372 amino acids)
Biological process (GO): phosphatidylethanolamine biosynthetic process
Cellular component (GO): cytoplasm
Molecular function (GO): ethanolamine-phosphate cytidylyltransferase activity
Source: RefSeq, a predicted model, not a curated record
UGCAAAAUUUUCAUCAGUCGUUCGUCUCCGGUCAAACAAGAAGCAUCACUUGAAGAAACUACAAGAAAAGUCAAAUCGCUCGUAGAGUUAUCGAUCGUGUAACAGAAGGCUUCAAUUCAUCGUUUAUAUUUCGUGUUAAUUUAUUGGAAUAUUGUUUCUGGAAGUUUUUUUUGUGUUCACGAACGUCCAACUACUACGCAAGCAAGCUCUUAUCGCAAGUCCCUGCAAUACCGAAGCGCUCUGGAAUAUUUUAUAUAAGCGGUCAACUGCAGUCGAACGGACUUCAUUCUCCUUUCUGGAAUCGCUCCGGGAAUAAGUGGUGCUGAAGAAUAAACGGUCAAUUGUGAACUGUGGUGAAUAAAAGAAUCUGUCAUCUGCCUGGAAGGUCUAGAAGAUUUUUUUGUGAAAAAUUGAAUCGAUUCAAGAACAGGAAUGGAGCACGUAAACGGAAACAGUGAAAAGGAGAUUAGAGUGUGGUGUGAUGGCUGUUACGAUAUGGUGCAUUUUGGCCAUGCCAAUUCUCUCCGACAGGCCAAGGCUCUCGGCCACAAGUUAAUAGUUGGCAUCCAUAAUGACGAAGACAUUACCAAAAACAAAGGCCCGCCCGUGUUCACCCAGGAAGAACGGUACAAAAUGGUGCGCGGCAUCAAAUGGGUCGAUGAAGUCGUGGAAGAUGCUCCAUACGUAACUACGCUGGAAACCCUCGACAAAUACAAGUGUGAUUUUUGUGUGCAUGGCGACGAUAUUACCCUAACAGCGGAUGGCGUUGAUACGUAUCACUUGGUUAAAACGGCUGACCGAUACAAGGAAGUUUCGCGAACGGCUGGAGUCUCCACGACGGAUCUUGUUGGUCGAAUGCUGCUGAUGACCCGCAAUCAUUUUAAACAAGGUGAUCAAGAAUAUAGCGUCGAGAAAGAUGGCUCAUCCAAGCUGGGCCAGGAUCACUCGGCGCGCAGUCCCUGGACCGGCUGCUCGCAGUUUCUUCCAACGACCCAGAAAAUCAUCCAAUUCAGUGACGGCAAAUCGCCGAAGCCUACAGAUAAGAUCGUGUACGUUGCGGGAGCGUUUGAUUUGUUCCACGUUGGACAUUUGGACUUCCUGGAGAAGGCAAAAACAUACGGGGAUUAUCUGAUCGUAGGACUUCACACUGAUCCAGUGGUGAAUGUGUACAAAGGAAAUAACUACCCCAUUAUGAAUUUGCACGAGCGGGUACUCAGCGUCCUGGCCUGUAAGUACGUUAAUGAGGUUGUGAUCGGUGCGCCUUAUUCCGUAACCAAGGACUUGAUGGAGCACUUUAACGUGGAUUUGGUUUGCCACGGACAAACUCCAAUUGCGUCGGAUGUGGGUAAUAUUGAUCCAUACGCUGUUCCCAAGCAAAUGGGCAAGUUUAUGCUGAUCGAUUCUGGGAAUCCCAUUACCACGGAGGAUAUUGUCGAGCGGAUCAUACGCCAUCGACUAGAGUACGAAGCACGCAAUGUUAAAAAGGAAAAGAAAGAAAUUGAAGUAUUCGAAGCAAUGCAGCGAGUGAAGCUGGCGGAAAAGUGUGGUUGACCAGAUAAUUAACGGGCCACAUAACUAAUCAUUUUUAUGGGAGGCAAUCAACUGCAGCUUAGGGUACACCACUUAUCUCGGUCCACAAUUUCCCAUGUUUGGUUGUUGAUUCUAUUUUCGAUGUUAUCGAAAUUGCAGUCAGGGCAAAUAUUUACAACUUACAAAAUCCCGUUUUGACCAAGACACAGCCUGUAUGAUGUUAUGUUGUGUAAGUGGUAGGAAUAAGAUUUCAGCCCACACUUGUUUGUUUAAGCAUCAGUUAUUCUAUAGAGUUUUUUUUUCGUUUUUUUCACGCACUGAUCUGUAAUUCCUAUGUUGUAUGUAUGUUUUAGUGCAGAGAAUUUUAUCAACAAAUCGCGGUAGGAAUUGAAUCAUUGUGUUUGCGGAAUUUUUGGAACAAGAUUUUUAAUUAAUAUAUUCAUGUAAGAAUCUCCAUUCUACUGACUUCUUUCAUCGAGAAUGACGAUUCCAGAGAUAGAGGUAUAGAAAAGCUUUAAGUUUAUAUAAAACGAAACGGGUUGAAAAAUCGGUGGAAAAAUCAGAUUGUUUAUUUUUAGAGAAUGAUUUGUUUUCUUCAAUAUGGAAACUAGAUUGGUACUUUGAUUUUGAAAAGAUUGUGUUCGGUUUCAGAAGAAUAAUGCAAUUCUAUUUGCAUAUAAAAUAAUAGAAAAUAAGACCCACUAAAUGUGUACAUAUUGUAUGAACUAUGCUAUGAAAUUUAGAUUCGUGAGAUACGACGGACGGAGGCGCAGUAUGUUUUUAUAAUCGCGUGCUAAUAGUAACCAGAUUUCAAAAACGUCUUGUUCUGAUUCUACUUGUAAAUCACCAUGUACAGCUAAACAUGGUGAAUGUUCAAGUUUGUGUCAAUAGCGUGCAAGAAAACAUGAGCAAAAAUAAUAAUAAACCAAUGCUUUUUUGUUAAACUUGAA